Messenger RNA from Culicoides brevitarsis, 2721 nucleotides. RefSeq lists its product as uncharacterized. Gene Ontology annotation, cellular component: vacuolar membrane. Gene Ontology annotation, biological process: amino acid transmembrane transport. Gene Ontology annotation, molecular function: L-amino acid transmembrane transporter activity. Bases 1035 to 2672 code for a protein of 545 amino acids. NCBI's taxonomy places the organism in Eukaryota, Metazoa, Arthropoda, Insecta, Diptera, Ceratopogonidae. The record is from RefSeq and is a predicted model, not a curated record. The transcript is spliced from 7 exons.
AAAAACACACAAAAAUUUUAAAAUCUGACUAAUAUUGAAAGACGAUAAUUUUUGUACGUAUCCUAUCAACACAAAAUCAGGUUCAAAAGAAUAUUCUGCAGUGAUAAUUUGUUCGUUCAAGAAUACAGAAGGCACAAGUUCUUCAAAUUGUUUUUAAAUUAAAUUUAAUAAAAAAAAAUGGCAUUGCCGAGAGUUUGUUGUUGCUGCAUCGAUCUCGAAAUUGGAUGUUUUAUCUUGAGCGUUUUGUCAAUCGUGGGUCAUGCAUCGAUUUUUAUCGAUACGUAUUUGGGAUAUGAUCACAGUCCGGAGUCCUUGACGCCGCAUGAUGCUGAUCAAAUUCUCGAUGGAACAAUUAUUAUGUGGCGAAUAAUUGGAGUUUUAAUAAUUUUAACUCUCAUUUUGGGCGUCGCAAUGAGAAAUUUGGACCUUAUGAAGACUUAUUUCGUGAUUGGAGGAUUGGAAUUGUUUCCGUCAAUUGCAAGGAAUGUUUACGUUUUCUACAUUGAUCCGUUUUAUGGAAUUAAAUUGAUGGUUAUUAAUGCAAUCAGCAUCUAUUUAUGGAUAAUUGCUUACACAAUCUACCGAAACUUUAAAACGCAACAGAUCAAAUCGCAUGACAGACUGUUUGAAGUUGAUCCCGAAACGAUGCAUCUCCGCACGGAAAAUCAUCACAAAAUAAUUCGAGUCUAAAAUUUGCUGCUUAUCAUAUUGUUUACAAAUAUACGUUUUUUGUGCAUCGUGAUUUUGUAUUAAACUGUACAAAAAGGGUCAAUCAUCGUCAUUUACUCACUAUUAUCAUCGCACAGAGAGAUAGUUUCAACAUAAUUUCCAGAUUUUUGUGAUUAUUAUUAGUUUUAAACAGCAAGUUAUGGCAAGCAAGCGUGUUUUUUGUCGCGCAAAAUACGUUAAUAAAGUUAAGUUUAAACAAUUUUGAAGAAAUUUUGGAAUAAAAAAGUAUUAAUUUUGUCACGAAAAAUUUUGUCUUCAUUCGUUGCUGCACUUGAAACGUCGAUUUCGUCUCAUUUUCCGUAAAAAUGUCUGAAGAGGAUUUUCUUUUGGGAUCUGAUGAAGAAGAAGAAGCUCCGAGGCACUCACAGCAAAAUUUUCAACAUGGAUCAAAAACUUUGUCACUGUUCUUCGCGAGCCUUUGUGUCAUCGAUCUCUUCGGCGUAUUUCCCAUUGUCGCAUUGCCGAGAAGCAUUAUUCUGUGCGGUCUUUACGGCGUCCCUCUCGUUCUCUUCGUGAUAACGAUGCAAAUUUACACAGCUGUCAUUCUCGGGCGUUGUUGGGUAAUUGCUGAACGUCUCAAGCCUUCCAUCAACAACCAAAAUCGCUACCCAUAUGCUGCAAUAGCUGAACUAACUUUCGGCAAAAAGAUGAGUUAUCUCGUGACAAUUUUGCUCGAUGUCACUGUUUUUGGCGGCGGAAUCCCAAAUUUGCUCGUCGCUUCGCAAAAUUUGGAAUUACUUGGCUCUCGAAUCACACACGGCGCGUUUAAAUUUUCCUUCUGCUAUUGGUUGAUCAUCAUCGGAUGCUUGUUGUGUCCCCUUAUGUGGCUCGGAUCGCCGAAAAAUAUGAAAAUUUUGGCUUCAGUGAGUGUCACGGUUUGUUCCUCCGUUGCUGUGCUCACGUGGUUGUCAAUUUUUGAUGACACAAAUAUCGUCGAUAACACGAGCGAUGAUUUGUGGGUCGGAGGAAAUGUGACGAAUAAUGCAACGGAUAUUUGGGAGGAGGAAAUUGUGAGGGAAUAUGAACCGUUUGCGGGUUUGAGCAUGGAUCCGCCGCCGGCGAUUAAUUUGUUGAAGGCUUACGGGAUUAUUGCGUUUCAGUUUGAUAUUCAUCCGAUGCUGUUGACGAUUCAGGUUGACAUGAAGGAGAAACGGAAGAUUGGGAAAGCUGUUUGUUACGGGAUUUUAACAACUUGCUUCCUUUCCGCGAUGACAACCCUUCUCGCAUCCUAUCGUUACGGAAUUUUCACAACAGCGAACGUUCUCGAGUCACUUCCUCGCAGUUGGGAUCUCUAUCUCAUCAUUCUUCUCGUCACGUUGCAACUUUGUCUCAGUUCAGCAGUUGGAAGUUCAGCUCUUUUUCAACACAUCGAAGAUCUUCUCGGCGCUUCACGUGAUUUUUCCUUUAAAAGAUGCGUAAUUCGUUCAGCGCUCGUUGCUUUAGCUGUCAUUUUGGGCGAACUUUUGCCGCGAUUUGAUGUCGUAAUGGGACUCAUUGGCGGAACUCUCACAGGCCCGCUAAUUUUCAUCCUUCCGCCGUUAUUUUACACGAAAAUCCUCAAGAUGGAACGCGAAUUUGACGAAGAACGAGCCACAGUGCGAGAAUUAAGAGACGUUUCAGCUUCAACGGAUGACGAGCAAGUCUUUAAACGAGUUCAGAAAGAAGUCAAAGAGAAAUAUUCGGGAUAUGGCGCAAUAAUGUCAGUUGUUCCUGAAAUGAGUGUCGAGGAAAAUUCAAGUGUUUGGAAAUCGAGUUGCCACGCAUUUUAUAAUGUGCUGAAGAGUGAUUGUUUGUUGUCGAUUGCGGUGAUAUUUUUUGGACUCAUUGCGACUUUUACAAGUACUUAUUUUAAUGUUUUUGAUGGAUUGGAUAAUUUUGAUCAGAUUUGGUCUCCGUGCAUUUUGAAUAUUACCGAUGCACUUUCGAACUUAAGUAAUUUGUAAUUUUUUCCUAUUUAUUGAAAUUUUUUGUACGAAUAAAAUUUAAUUAUUU